This is a messenger RNA of Hypoxylon trugodes, 1675 nucleotides long. RefSeq lists its product as uncharacterized. The record is from RefSeq and is a predicted model, not a curated record. Bases 230 to 1675 code for a protein of 481 amino acids. The transcript is spliced from 4 exons. NCBI's taxonomy places the organism in Eukaryota, Fungi, Ascomycota, Sordariomycetes, Xylariales, Hypoxylaceae.
GAAGCAGAACUUACUUCCGGGGCUCUCUCGCACAUGGCUUGCUAGACAUCUGCUGAAAGGAACAUGCGUAUGUGUGGAUGCGAGGUGCGGUAUGGCGGAAUGUAUGCCGAAGUGUCUAGGUAGGUUUACGGCGUAAGUUGAUAAUCCAUAUAGUUCCUAAGAUGUCGGGCAAACCAUUAGAAUGGCCCUUCACUCAAACUAGCCUUCAUUCCUAGAGGAUAUCUUUCCAAUGAAAGGUCCAAUUUCUUCCCACUUACAACAGAUCCAUCUAGAAGCCGGGUCCAAGAGUUAUAGGCCCAUAGCACAUCAUCAGGCAAAUGAGACCACCUAUGCGCAGGAACAUAAUGAGCUUCAAGCCAACCUCCUGUCGAUAUGCUCUGCAUACUUAUGGCCCAGAGGGUCUUAUCGCGCCGCCUGCCCUCGGCCGAUACUCAUCCAUGCGCGCCAUCAACAACAACUAGAAGAGUUGCAUGAAGCAUUCAAUACAGCGAUCACCGAUAUCAUUGAUCGAUGGUGGUCUGACCCUGAAGCCAGAUUUCCUGAGCGCAUGCCCCUCGAGAAGGGAGAAGAAAACCUAUUAGAGUGGCUAGAGGAACAAGUUUCGCGUGGAAAACUCGCAAAGUACUCGGCGUGCCAAGGUUCUUGGAGGCCGGACUUUCUUGUAGAGGGGGACAGCACCAAUCCAGACGCCGUAAAUGCAGAAAAGUUUCGAAUCACUGAAAUUAAUGCUCGCUUCUCUUUUAAUGGAUUUAUGCAUGAGGCAUAUGGGCAACAAGCCGUAGAUAAGAUGGAUCUAGGAGCUUACGGAUUGAACAGCGCGACGGAUGCAAGCAAGAUUAUAGACGGCUUGUUCAGUCUAUUCAACCCGGCCCUUCCGCUACACCUUCUUAAGGGCGAAGAACAAGGAAUAGACAUCCACAUGUUCAUAGAUGCCGUUCGGCGUCGGUUCGGUGUCACCCCAAGGAUCAUAAGCCCUUCGGACCUCAGAUUAGUGCCGAACCCUCGAAACAAGGGAGCCAAUAUGCUCUGUUGCGUCGCUAGGACUGACAGCGAUUUUCGCUUUCUCCCCGAAACUCCUACUAUGAUAAGUAGUGGCGGGGAAAUUGUGGAAGAGAUCCACCAAAUAGGACUAGAACUCCACCAACACGAGUUGCUCGCAUUACAACAGGAAAUCCUGCGCCAAGUCAGUCUGCGUUGCUUCAACGACAUGCGGUCAAUCUUUCUCAUACAUGAUAAGCGUAUGCUUGGAGUUGUGAAGCAAGAAAUACCAUCGCUGGUGAUGCGCGGCGUGUUAUCGCCAGCUCAGGCACAUAUCCUCGAUGAGGGUAUUGUGGACACAGUACUUCCGGGUUCAACUGAAAUGGAUCGACUUCUCCAGGCUUCAAGUUGCUCCUCUAAACUCAAAGACCAAUACAUUUUAAAGCCAGCACGAGGUGGAAAGGGCGCCGGAAUCGUAUUCGGCGAAGAUCUAAGUCCCGACGAGUGGGUAUCUUCUCUGAAGGGCUUACAAUCCCCGGAAUUGACCACGGGGACUACCUUCGUCGUACAAGCACGAAUCAAACCACGUUUAUACGACGUGAUAUUGAAAGCGUCUGGAGAGAGGCUGCAGUAUCCACUUGUAGCGGGAAUCGGAUUUGCGCGGUUAGCUGUGGAGGCUCAUGGAUCUGUUCAGUAA